AUGAAAUAGAAGGAUCGAUACUUUUCGGUAACUUUUUUGGUAAUGUGCGAGUGUCUGGUUGGUUGUUCGCCACGCGUUAAUUGAAUCACGAAGGAUGGAUCAAGUGCACGUGAAAUCGUCGAGAUCGACGUCGAGGAGCAAUCCGGCGAAAAUGGCGUGCGAGAAGGCGAGCAAGAGGCUCAGGACGAUUCUGGUGAAGGCGUCGCGCCUCGGCGUCUCGACGACGGAAGUUGCCAAGUUGCCAAGCGCCAAGAAGCUCAUUCCGCAGAGAGAUCACGGAUGGAAGUUGGCGGUGUUCCUCCUGGUCAUGUUCGGUGGCGGAGUGAUCGUCGCCUUGGCCUGCACGGCGAGGAAAGGCUGCUCGAAACUGGAGGAGAUCAUUCAGGCAUGUGGCCAAAAGCAGGGACGUUGUCGUUAUCAUCGUCAUUGGAGCAUAUGCCGAGCGAAGAAGUCGCGCAACCGGAAUACCGCUCUACCAAGCAUCUUUUAUUCUGGUUGAGCAAAACGAGAAGUUCACGACCCUGUAGCCUAUAUUACAUCGAUUCGAUGAGAGACCAUCGAACUUACUUUGAAACUUGAAAUUGCAUAUUAUUGGAUUCUAUCGACAUCCACGAUAUUUCAGGAGAAAUACAAUGACCGCGUCCAAAUUUUACUUUAUGCACAGAAUACAGCGUAUAAUUGCCACUACGAUUUUAUUAUCAUUCAUUUAUUAUCACACAUAUAUUUCAUUCUACAUUUUAUAA
Molecule: messenger RNA, 743 nt
Organism: Apis florea (little honeybee)
Lineage: Eukaryota; Metazoa; Arthropoda; Insecta; Hymenoptera; Apidae
Source: RefSeq, a predicted model, not a curated record